This is a messenger RNA of Paramecium sonneborni, 3370 nucleotides long. NCBI's taxonomy places the organism in Eukaryota, Ciliophora, Oligohymenophorea, Peniculida, Parameciidae. The record is from the annotation of a GenBank genome assembly.
AUGCAUAAUAAGUUUUAACCAAUCAUUAUGGAUGACACUACAUUAGGAUCAAUUGAUUCAAAAAGCAUCAUGUUUCUUACAGCUAGUCCAUCAUAAUUCAAAACAAAAUAAUAAGUAAGUCUUUCAAGAAAACUCUCGAAAUUGGAACCAUUAAUAAUUGAAAAAGAUAAACGAAAUGAUUCAAGAAGUUAAGAAAAACGAUUAUCACAGGAUCUAGGUGUUAGUUAAGUUUUAGAUUGGAAAUCAUUUAUGUAAAAGGAUGCUGAACAAAUCAAAGAAUUUAAUGAAACAACAGAGAAGAUUAGAAGAGGUUCAAUUUAAUCUUAGAAUUCAUAAAUUUUCAUAUCUCCUUAAAAAACUGAUAAAUUUAAUACAUCAUAAUUUGAUGGUAGAAGAUCUUCAAUUAAUUUAAAGUCUUUAGAUACUGAUGACUUUCUCGAAAAAAUGAAAUUAGGAAAGUAAGAAUAAUAUAUAAAUUUUAGUAAACAGUUACCAAAUUUGACAACAACAGAGUUUAUGAAAUGUGUAAGAUAAAAAGAAAAAUUAACUGAAUAUGCUAAAGUCUAUUAGUAAUCCCCAGAAAAUUUAUAUCUAAAAUUAAACAACUGUAUAAUGUUUUUUGUUAUUUAUUGGUUAGCUUAGAAUUUUGUACCAAAAACCUUUGGAUUAGUAUCACCUUUAGGAAGUCCAUUAACUUAAGUGAAUGCAUCUAGAUAUCUAAGAAGUAUUGAUGAUUGUAAAGUAUAUGCAUAAGCUAUGACAACUACAUAAUCAUAAGGAAUCUAGAAAAUGUAGUUGAAUAGUAAUAUUUACGAUCCAAGAUAGUUUAAAGAAUUAUUAAUUAGUUUUCCUAAUACAGUACGAGAACUAGAAUUAAAAGACUGCAAAUUAAAUUUUAAACAUGUAGAUACAUUGAUGACUUAUGUUAAUAAGAAUUUGAUAUUAAAAUUGAAUUUAGAAUAAAAUUUACUUAGAGAUUAAGGUUGUAAUACUCUAAUUAAAUAUUUAAUGAACAACAAUACUUUACAGUGUUUAAAUUUAUGUAAUAAUAAAAUUACAGAAUCUUCAAGUACAUUAUUAAGUAAUUUUUUAAAACAAUCAUAACGAUUAUUAGAAUUAUAUUUGGGAUUUAAUAAUCUCUAAAUAAAUGGAAGUAUUUAAAUAUGGAAAGCAAUGUAUAAGAAUACAAGCAUAAAGAUUUUAGAUAUGUCUCAUAAUGCAAUAGCAUCUUUAGAAUGUGCCUAAGCAAUAGCCAAAGCAUUGUCUCGUCCUUAUAAUGAAUUAGUUCAUAUAGAUCUUAGAUAUAAUAAGUUUAAUUAGCAACAAAGUUAAGUUAUUGCUGAUGGAUUAGUAAAAAAUGAAACUAUCUAUGGAUUUCAUUUCGAAGGUAAUUAUUAAGAUAUAAUUAUGAAUCCUAAUGGAUUUCUUAUUAAUAGAAGGGAAGAAUUAAAAAUAAGAUAAUAGAAAAUAGAAUAAUUAAACAAAUAACCAUAAUAUUUUAAAUUAUUGGAUGAAGAAAAAUUAGACAAUUCGAAUAAAUUAAAAACUGAUGAUGAUUUAUAUUUAGCUUAUCAUAGAAGUAGAAGAAUGAAAUCAACUGAAUUAAACAAAUAAAAAGUAAAUAUGAUAAAUAAAUUGGAUGUAUGUUGGAUUUGUGAAGGGUGGUAAGAAAUUAAAUUUUAAUGGAAUCCAAAAUCAGGAACCUUGUAAUCUGAACCUAUCUUUAUACAUUUCGAUUUCGAUGAUUAUAAACCCUAUUUAAUGACAUUUUUAAAUGGAGAAUUCUUUUUUGUUAAGAUGUGUCCUCCUAAUAGAUCAAUCAAAUAUUUUUUUACUAAUCCUAUUUUAGGAAUUCAAUGUAUUGCAGAAGAUCAAAAUGUUUUAUCUCUUCAUUAACCGCUUCCAUCUAUUCCAUUUUUAUACAAUAAUGAAAUUUUAGUUGAUGGUAAUAUUAUGCCAAUAAUUAAUGAAUACAUUACAAAUAAUAAUUAAAUUUUAUUCGAUAGAUAUGUUCCUUUAGUAUAAGUUAAACCAAGAGAAAUUAUGGCAUUAUUUGAUUUCUCUCCAUAUUUAAAUAUUGCUUCUACUAAAUGGUCUGUAGAAACAUCAAUAUUUAGACAUUUUCCACCUGAUACUGAUAAAUUAAUAGAUGAAUGUUUUGAAUUUGAUUAUUCAAACUCUAAAAUAAAUAGAUUGGUAAAAGAAACAGAAUUGUAAGAUGUCAAAGAAAUAUUAAAGUAAUUCUAUCUGUAGCUCUUUAACUGUUAUAAAUAUUUUGCAUCAGGCAAUCCAAAUGCUCCAGUUUUAUAUUUUAUAAUAUUUUAGAUUCCAUGUUUAGGACCUACUGAUUAUGUUGAAUUUCUUAUUUCCAAUGAUGUUAUUGAAGGGGUCAAACCAAAUGAUAUUGAUAUUGGAUUUACAUCAACAGCAGGAGCUAAAGAUGUAUCAUUCCCUUAAGCAUAUGAAAAAGGAAUUGUGAGAUGUUAACUAAUGGAGGUCUUGGUUCGAUUUUGUAAUGAUAAAUAUAUUAGGAGUGGAUUGUGUUAAACUAUGACAGAAGGAUUAUCAUAAUUAUAGUCAUAAUGUAAAGAGUUCUUAUCAAAAUUCGAUUCUUCUUAAGCUUGGAGGAAAAUGAGAUUAUGGAAUGAAAAAUGUGAUAUUCUUAUUCAUGAUAGAAUGCCCAUGAUUAAAUGUCUUUAUAAAUAUACUUGUAAAUUAAGUAAAAAACCUUAACAAUAUAAAUAUGAUUACGUUUCACCUUAAGAUUUUAAAGACUUAUUAAAAUUAUCUAAUGUUAUUUGCGAUGAACUAUCAGAACGAGAAUGUUACCUUGCCUACUUAUAGAGCAUGAUUACUUAAAAAGAUGAAUUAUUUUAACCAAAACACUAUUAGAUGACUCUUUAUGAAUUUAUUGAAGCUAUUGCUAGAAUUGCUGAAAAGGUAUCUGUAAUCAGGGGUGAAAAAGUACUUGAAAUUGAAAAUAGAAGAGCUUAAGAUUUACAGGAAAAAAUAUCUGGAUUGCUCCUUUUAAUGUAUCUAACACUUAUAGAUGAAAUUAAAAAAGCUCUGCCUAAUGAACCAGAUGUUAAACAUCUUGAAAAAUGUAUGAAUAAUGAUUUCAGAUCCAAAAAAUAAAAGCUAGAGGACUCCUUCACUGAUGGAGAUGAGCCUCCAUAUGAUGUUAAGGUUGAAUUACCUAUUUUAAUCGCAUAAGUUCCAAAUCUAUAAGCCAAUGCUAAUGGUCCUGCUAAAAGAAUGACUAUUCGUAAUAUCAAAAUGUUAAAACCCUCUAAUACCAAGUACUCUCUCACCAAUUUUGUACAAUUCUUUAUUAGCUUAAAUGAAAGAACCUGAUUUUAUUAAAUAUCCU